CAAAAAUAUAUUUAAAUAUAAAUAAUUGUACGUCCGAAAUAAUUUUCAAUUAAAACCAAUUCAUCCAAAAUAAUUUUUUCUGACCGCAACCAAACACUUGCUUAAUUAAUAAAGUUUAGUUAUAUGUUGGAGAUUUUGAAUAUUUGCUAACAUGGUGAAUUUAAUUAUUUGAACUUGAUGCAUUAAUGAAACAGACAUCAGGAUGGAGAAAGUUCAUGUCAUAUGUAGGCCCCGGCUUUCUUGUCUCAUUGGCAUACUUUGAUCCUGGAAACAUAUAUGUUUGUGUGCUAAUUGGACUCAUAUUUGCGCUUAUAAUUCAAUCGUGGGCUGCAAAUCUUGGAGUAUGCACUGGAAAACACCUUUCAGAAAUUUGUAAAGCUGAGUAUCCAUUAUUUGUGAAGUACUGCUUAUGGAUAUUAGCUGAGCUUGCUGUCAUUGCUGCAGACAUACCUGAAGUUAUUGGGACAGCCUUUGCCCUUAGCAUACUAUUCAAAAUCCCAGUAUGGGUUGGAGUUUUGAUAACUGGCUGCAGCACUCUCUUGUUUUUGGGUCUGCAAAGAUUUGGGGUAAGGAAAUUGGAACUCUUGAUAUCAAUAUUAGUAUUUGUAAUGGCUGUAUGUUUCUUUGGAGAAAUGAGCUACGUAAAACCCCCAACUUCUGGUGCCAUAGAGGGAAUGUUUGUCCCUAAACUCAAUAGAGAUGGAGCUGUAGCAGAUUCUAUUGCCCUUUUGGGUGCCCCUAUCAUGCCGCACAAUCUUUUUCUUCACUCUGCUCUAGUGUUGUCUAGAAAAAUACUCGGUUCUGUGCGUAGUAUCAAUGUAAGACAACAAAUUUAUAACCGAUAAACUUCAAGUAUAUAUAAAGAAAUUCACAUUACAUUAGACUAACUAAUAUUAAAUGAUUGAUUUUGCAUGAUGCAUGUAGAUACUUUCUCAUUGAGAGUGCAUUUGCUUUGUUUGUGGCAUUUCUAAUCAAUGUUGCAAUGAUUUCUGUGUCUGGCACGGUUUGCUCUGCCGAUAACCUAUCUGCAGAAAACGCUGAUCGUUGCAGUGAUCUUACUCUUAACUCUGCUUCUUUCCUUCUUCAAGCUUCUAAUUUAAUUCACUAUAUAAUAAAGUUGCAAUUGCUAUAGCCAAAAAAUGACAUUAAGUUUAAUCCAUAUUAAGCACCAAUUUAUAUAUCUCACAUGAAAUUUUGAUGUGUUCAUUAAAAUGUGUUGGGACGUUCAAGCUCAACAAUUUAUGCCAUAGCUUUUGCUAGCCUCAGGACAAAGUUCUGCCAUCAUUGGAACCUAUGCAGGACAGUUUAUCAUGGUUUCUUGGAUUUAAAGAUGAAAAAACGGAUUAGGAACUUGGUGACUAGGAUUAUUGCCAUAGCACCUAGUCUUGUUGUCUCUAUCAUUGGUUGUUCCUCUGGGAGCUGGAAAGCUUAUUGUUAUUGCAUCGAUGAUACUUUCUUUUGAGCUUCCAUUUGCUUUAAUUUCACUCCUUAAGUUAAGGAGUACCAGUACCACGAUGGGACCUCACAAGAAUUCUAUGAUUAAACUGAAACAAAAAGUGACAUAAUUUGGAUGCACAUCAUUGUCAUCUCAUGGAUACUGGAUUUUGGAAUCAUUGGUAUCAAUGUGUACUACCUCAUUACUGUUGAAGAAAAUGACAUAUCAGAUAAACAGAAGGCAACGUAAUUGACUCGUUUGCUUCUGGAUUCGGAAAAGUUGUUGCAAAUAUUUUCAGUUCUCCAAUUGAAUUUCUUUCCGGAAAGUCUUGUAGCUCUGUAUGUGGACCAACUUGGGAUCUCUUUUGUUAUAUUGAAAAUUUCUGUGUUGCUAAUCUAUUGAGGCUAGGAGUGGUAUUUGUUCUAUUGUACAUUGUAUUCAUGCACUUUCUUAUGUGUUAAACUACACAAUGUCAAGAGGAGGAGAAGAAGAAAGGUCAGAACGGGAAUGAAUCAAAACUUCUAUUCUACAACUGGAGAAGAAUACAUUGAUGAAAGCCUUCCAUAUCAUUUUCAACCACCUGCAGAAUUUAGCAGAUCGUUUUCGCGUCGAAGGAGAGACUUCAAAGGCUCACACCUAAGAAAGUCUUUGAAGCCUAGGAGAGGUCAUGCUCAAGUUGAAAUUAGUAGAGAUCUUAGUUAUAAAAAUAAAGGAAAUCAUAGUAGUAGAGAUCCUAGUCACAGAAGUAAUGUCAUUAAGCAUGGUAAUUAUAAAAGUACAGUCCAUGAUAUUAAGGUAACACGUACAUCAAAGUUUGCCAGAAAAGGUAUGAAUAAUAGGAAAAACGUUAUUAGAGUGAAAAGGAAAAAGAAUAUUUCAGAGGUUAUAUAUGUUAUUAACCACUAUA
Molecule: messenger RNA, 2342 nt
Organism: Cicer arietinum (chickpea)
Lineage: Eukaryota; Viridiplantae; Streptophyta; Magnoliopsida; Fabales; Fabaceae
Product: metal transporter Nramp7.2-like
Biological process (GO): iron ion transmembrane transport; manganese ion transport
Cellular component (GO): plasma membrane
Molecular function (GO): cadmium ion transmembrane transporter activity; manganese ion transmembrane transporter activity
Source: RefSeq, a predicted model, not a curated record